GUCAGUCAGAGUCAGUGUCAGUGUCAUUCAUAUACCGAUCAAAUAUCACCAUCACCACCAAAAAUCUCCUUGUGUUGCACUUUUGGUUGAUUGGUUUUGUAUCACGAAUAACGAUCGCGACCGUCUCAGUAAUUUGUGCACUUUACCCUUACAAUACACUUCUUAAAAUUAAUAAGUUUAUUUGUGGGAACUCGCUUUGUCUUCCAAUUUGAAUACGGUUAAAACUACUACAUCAAUUUGUAUGAAACUUUAGAGGGAGUAGGAUGCUGUUAUCAACUUUACUAGUUUUCGCUUUGCCUUUUGUUUUGGGGGAGGAAUAUGUGAAAUUCGCUGUUGUUAUUUAUAGACAUGGUGAUCGCACCAUUGUCCAACCUUAUCCGACUGAUCCCUGGCGCAAUGAGUCUUUGUGGCCGGUAAAAUUUGGUGAAUUGACAAAUAUCGGCAAAAAACAACAUUACGAGCUGGGGAAAUGGCUGAGGAAGCGCUAUUCGCAUUUAUUGUCCGAGAAGUAUAACCCUUCAGAGAUCUACAUCAGAUCUACCGAUGUGGACCGAACACUCAUGUCUGCUCAAGCUAACUUGGCAGGUAUGUACCCACCUAAGGGCGACUCUGUGUGGGACACAGACUUGUUGUGGCAGCCAAUACCGAUCCACACUGUCCCAGAGAAAGAUGAUGAAGUGUUGGCCAUGAAGAAGCAUUGUCCGGCGUAUAAGAAGGCACUGGAUGACUACAUGCAUUCAAAGGAGUACAAGGAGAAGCUGAGCAAAUACCAAGAUCUGAUGGACUACCUGACCGCGUAUACAGGGACUAAAGUGAGAGAUUUAAUCAACAUCGAGUAUAUUUACAACACCCUGUACAUUGAAGAGCUCUAUAACUUCACCCUCCCGAACUGGACGCACACCGUCUACCCGGACAAAAUGCUUGAACCCGCAGCUCACAGUUUCAGAGUCUCAACCGCCACACCAACGCUGGCACGUCUGAAAGUAGGUCCACUCCUCAAGCAGAUCACAGACUACUUGGUGGCAGCCUCAGACCGUCCCGAGGGCGGUGACCAGCUCAACGUGGUGGUCUACAGCGCCCAUGAUGAUACUAUAGCAUGCGUGUUGAAUGCUCUCGGACUGUACAAUGAUGCUCUGCCUCCGUAUACCGCUACUGUGUUCUUUGAACUUGUUCAUGACUCCACAACCAACUCCGAGUUCGUGCAGAUAUCGUACCGCAACAGCACGGACAUCGUGGAGCCCCUCACCCUGCACGUGCCUUACUGCGGCGCCCGCUGCCCGCUGCCCCGGCUGCUGCAGCUGUACCAUGACCUGAUCAGCGGGCAUUGGCAGAAGGACUGCGAUGCUCAGAUCCUAAAAACCGGCUCACAUUUCUUCGGUAUGGCGUUCUUCCUUGGACUCGGCAUUAUAGUUCUUGUGUACACUGCGCAUAAGGUCUACUUUGCACAAGUUGCCAAACGGUUCAGACUUGCGAAUCAAUAUGUUGGCGUGAAACAAGACUCGAAACCAACCCCUGGACCAGCUGAGGUCACAGAGCAGACCGCAUAAUCACCGCCGUCGACCGAAGUUAGACUCUCGAACACGUAAGGACUUUUCAUAGUUAACAAAAACGAAAGAAUAACGUUCUUUAUCUGUCAAAUAUGUUAUACAUCUUCUGUCAUCAAUGUUAUGAUUAUGAUCUAAUAAUAUUCACUAGA
Molecule: messenger RNA, 1696 nt
Organism: Plutella xylostella (diamondback moth)
Lineage: Eukaryota; Metazoa; Arthropoda; Insecta; Lepidoptera; Plutellidae
Product: Acid phosphatase 1
Biological process (GO): dephosphorylation
Molecular function (GO): phosphatase activity
Source: RefSeq, a predicted model, not a curated record